This is a messenger RNA of Cydia splendana, 1515 nucleotides long. RefSeq names its product protein IWS1 homolog. NCBI's taxonomy places the organism in Eukaryota, Metazoa, Arthropoda, Insecta, Lepidoptera, Tortricidae. The record is from RefSeq and is a predicted model, not a curated record. The transcript is spliced from 4 exons. Bases 1 to 1497 code for a protein of 498 amino acids.
AUGGUAAAUCCACCAGUUUCUUAUGAUGUUGGAUCCCCUAGCCAAUCGGAAGAGGAACAUAAAGAACAGCUCCCAGCACCGGUAUCCGAACAACCAGAAACUGAACCAACCAAACCAGAAAAAGAAGAACCUAUGCCUAAUACAGAAGAGCCCAACCAAGAACCAGAGACAUACGAACAGGAAGAUAAGCCCGUUCAAGAGCCUGCAGAGCUAGAGAAAGAUCCAGAAGAACCUAUUGCUAACCCCAGCGAGGAAAACAAUGAACCUCCAGCUCCAGGAAAUGACAAUAAACCAAUUGAAGAACCGGCUGAACCGACAGGACAAGUAGAACCUGAACCUGAAAAUCCAGAAGUUCCGGAACCAGGAAACGAUGAACAAGAAAAUCCUGAACCUAUACUUGAACCAGGAAACGAGUCAGAAAAUCCCGAACUUGUACCCGAACCAGGAAACGAAGAACCAGAAAAUCCUGAACCUAUACCUGACCCAGGAAAUGAAGAACCAGAAAAUCCCGAACCAGGAAAUGAAGAACCAGGAAAUCCUGAAUUGGUACCAGAGCCAGGAAACGAAGACACAGAAGAAACCAGCGAAGAACCAGCUGAAGAAGCUAAUGAAGAAAAAGAUAAACCGGAUAUUAUGAGCGAACUGCUUAAGAGCGAACAAUUUUGGAAAUGGUUAGGAGAAUGGACCGCGACCUACAUGGAACUUUUAGAAAAGCAUAUAAGGAAAAUAGCAAUCCAAGAAAUAUGCAACCGCGAGAAAUCUGGUGAACAGAUGUGCCUCCUGGAAGACAAACCUGAAGAUGAUGAUAAUAAUGGAGUUAUAAUCAAAGAUGGGAAGAUCAUUGUAGACGGUAAAGAAAUAGAUAUAACAAACACGGAUAAUUUAGACAAAGACCUAAAGAGACAUCAAAACAAUAAAUGGGAUAAUGAUAAGAAAAAUAAAAAUGAAAAUAAGAUAGAAGCAUCUACAAUCUAUGGUAAUUCGGUAGGAAAUGAGAAAGUAACUAAUGUUUUUAUAUUUACCGCUGACAAAGCUGAUGAGAUUGUAGAGAAUUUGAAACCAGAUAGCGAAUCUGAAGUUGACUUGGUAAUUGACGAUAACAUAAAAGAAAACGAAAAUAAGAAGUCUACAGAAGUUGUUGACCAAUCAGAAUCAAAUUUAGGAAAUACUGAAUCUAACACAAGUGAAGUAAAUAAAGAAGAAGGUAAUAAUGAAGAAACAUACGAAGGUGAGGUUAACAAGGAAGAACCGAACGAAGAUAACAUAAACGAAUCAAAUAACAGUGAACCUGAAGAACUUAAUAAUGAAGAAGUUAUCAAAGAAAGUGAGGGUGAUAUCGAAGAAUUAAAUGAAAACGAAUCAAUUGAAGGCGAAGCUAACGAAGAGUCAAAUAAAGAUGCAAAGGAACCUAAUAAAGAAGAAUCCGCGAGUGACAUAAAAGAAUCAAAACGCGGAGACGAGUCAACGUUAGAACCUAGUGAAAGCGAAUCAAAUUAGAAAACUACUCGUACGAAU